GUGGUGGCGGGGAGGUUAGUUGGCCUCCACACCUGGCGCCUGUAACACCGCCCUGUGUGUGCUGGUGUGGUGUGCUGUGCCGUGCUGUGCAUUGCAGUGCUGUGCCGUGGUGUGGUGUGGUGUGGUGUGGCGUGUUGUGCCUUACUCUGCUGUUGUGCUUUCUGUUGCGGCGUGGCGUGGCGUGGCGGCCCGUGCUGGAUUGUGUGUGGCACGCGGCAAGGUGCGGUGCGGUGCGGUGUGGUGUGGUGUGGCGGUGUGUGGUGUGGUGUGGUGAGGUAAGGUGUGUGGUUAACGCGGCGGUGCGUGCCCCAGGGCGGCGUGCCAGGCAGUGUGGCGUGGUGUGGCGUGGUGGUCAGGCCAGUGUCUGUGUGUGCCUGGCGUGAGGCGCGGGGCGUGCCAUGGCGGGGUAGCGCUCUUCGGUGAUGGAGGGCGCGGCGCCCCUGUGCCAGGUGGCGGCGGGGCAGCGCGCGCUGGUGCGGGCGGAGGUGCACCCCGCCCCCCUUCCCGCGCCUCCGGACUCCCCGCCCCAUGUGCCCAAUGGCCCCCUGGUGGUGACUGACGCCCUGCUGCUGCCCCGCUCCCAGGACUGUCCCGCGGGAGCCGGUCUGCCCCUCAGCCCGCCCCCCAUACUCACCACCUUCGGCCGCCCUCGCCCCCUUGACCCACGCGUGGAGUAUCUACGGGGGCGCCGCGCCCCGAAGAUGGUGGAGGCGCCCGCCGUUCGCGGCAGGAAUGGCUUCACACGCCCCCCACGUCGCGUCACCUUCCUGGUGGAGGCCGUGCCCGCUGGCCGCGCCGUGCCGCCGCUGGACGAAGACGAGGAGGAGGAGGAGGAGGAGGAAGAAGAGGAGGAGGACGAGGAGCUGCGGCAGCUGCACCACCACCAUCACCACCACAACGACACCCCGGCCCUGCCGCGCCGACCAUCCCGGCACGACCCCCUCACGCCCGACGUCCAGCCCCCGCCCCCCGCCGACACAGCUGUGAGUAGCCGGGCAAUGAACCCCCACCCACGCACGCCCGGGACAGUGUACAAGUCUGGCAUGGGCGUCGGUGGUAGAGUACUGAUGGGCGGGCAGUACCACCCAUCCCUAGGCAACACUACGCCCUGUGGAACUCUGGUGGGCGUGGGUGCGGGCGUGGGUGCGGGCGUGGCGUCUCUGGAGGGUGAAGUGGGCGUGCCUGACUGUGCUGCCCUAUAUCCUGUGUCAGAUGAAGGGCUGCUCCAUAACUUACACUCAAGAUAUAAGAGGGACCAGAUCUAUACUUACGUGGGAACAGCUUUGAUCUCCGUCAACCCUUACCGCCGUCUCGCGCUCUACACACCUGACGUUCUCCAGGCUUACCGCUCCAGCUGUGUAUUCCAACUGCCCCCGCACAUCUAUGCCGUGGCGGACGCAGCUCACAGAGGCGUGUGGGAGAGAAACACUGACCAGCUCGUCGUGGUAGCGGGGGAAAGCGGCGCUGGGAAGACGGAGGCUGCGAAGUUGGUCUUACAGUACGUGGGUGACAAAUCUCAACCUUCUCCUAGGCUGCUACAGUGUAACCCCGUGCUGGAAGCCUUCGGAAAUGCGAGAACGAGAAGGAAUGACAACUCCUCAAGAUUUGGCAAAUAUAUGGAACUGGAAUUUGACUUCAAAGGGGAUCCAAUUGGGGGGACCAUUACCCACUAUUUGCUGGAAAGGCCGCGAGUCACGAGCCAGCUGCCGGGGGAGAGGAACUUUCAUAUUUUUUACCAACUUCUUGCGGGUGCAGACAUCCAGACAUUAAAAUCACUCAAACUGCAGAGGAAUACUGAGAACUACAAUCUUCUUCAUUGUACGAGACUCACUCCAGGAGACACACAAGAUGACAGGGUGGAGUUUGGCAUUACUAAGCGAGCGUUGGAUGUUCUGGGGAUGUCAUGGGAGGAGCAGCUGGAGGUCCUGAAGGUGGUGGCGGCUGUGUUGAAACUUGGCAAUCUCACCUUCACCUGCGUUAGUAACAUUGACGGAACGGAGGGAUGCGUCAAUGAGAAUGCCUACGAGCUCCAUGAAGUGUGUGACCUGCUGUGCUGUGAGGUGUCGUCGCUGUCCGCCGCGCUGCAGACCAGGAGUGUGGAGGCGCGAGGGGAGACCGUGGUGGCUGAAUUGUCUGCCACAGAGGCCACACGCACCAGGGACGCUCUGUGCCGCGCCCUGUACAGCAGACUGUUUACCUGGGUGGUGUCAAGGGUCAACGAGGCUAUCAAGGUGAAGACGUUAGCUCGCAGGAAAGUGUUGGGUAUUCUGGACAUCUUUGGCUUUGAAAUACAGGAAGUGAACAGCUUCGAGCAGCUCGUCAUUAACUUCUGUAAUGAGAAACUGCAUCAGGUGCUGGUUGAGGUGACCCUGAGGAUGGUGCAAGAGGACUACCAGCGAGAGGGUCUGGAGUGGGCUGUUGUUGAUGUUCCUAGUAACACACCUGUCGUGGAGCUUAUAGAACAGAGACAAACGGGGGUGCUGGCGGUGGUGGAGGAGGUGUGUUCGCGCGUUGGUGGCGGCACAGAGGCCCUUCUGCAGCAGCUCUCCUUCUCCUGCGGGGGCCACUCUCUGUUUGAUAUUAAGGGCGCCCGACACCUCCACUCCGACAAUAAUAUUCCCAGCGACGCCUUCAGAAUCCGACACUUUGCCGGGCCAGUGACGUACAGUGUGGCUGGGUUUGUUGAGAAGAACCUGGACACAAUUCACAGAGAUCUGAGUCGAUGUAUGUACAGAUGUCAACACCGCAUUCUGAAGGAGCUGUUUCCGGAAGGCAACCCUCGGCGCACCACACUGAAGCGGCCAGCCAGUGUAGCGACGCAGGUGAUCAUCUCAGUGUCAGCGCUCACCAGGACAAUUAGAGCCAAGCAGACACACCUCAUCACUUGUAUUAAGCCAAAUGAACUCAAGCAACCCAGGAUACUUGAGUCAGCACUGGUCCUGCAUCAGAUUAAGUACCAUGGGCUGGUGGAGCAGGCAAGGGUACGUGGCGAGGGGUGGGCGUACAGAUCCAGCCAUGAAGUGUUCCUGGCGCGCUAUGGAAUGCUGUCUCUCCACACCUGGCCAGCCUGGAGAGGGCCACCAUUAGAGGGGUGUGCCUUACUGCUAGCUGACCUGCCUCUCACACCCUCACAAUACACCUUUGGCCGGACGAAAGUGUUUAUCAAGAGCCAGAGGGCGGUGCAUGAGCUAGAGGAGUACCGCAGGGAGCGUUUUGAGGACCUGGCAAUCUUGGUGCAAAAGACAUACAGAGGUUGGAGGGACAGGCGCCACUACAGAGCCCUCCGUGCUGCCCAGCUCACCAUUGCCACCUGCUGGAGGAGCUGGAAGGCAAAGCAACAGAACCCAGAGGAACAAAAGGAGAAAAGAAUUGCACUAAAGGGAUGGAAUUUCUUCAUUGUGGCGCGAGAGGAAUAUAGACAGCUGAAGCAGAAGAGGAGAGUGGAGUGGGCAGCGGCUGUCAUUCAACUCUCCUACGUAAACUACCAGAGGUGGCGGUACAUGGUGAGGGUCUUGGAGGAAAUGCCUUCUGACUCCCCCAUAGACGCCUCCUGGCCACCCCCGCCCCCCUCCAUGACGGAAGUGGGGAUGUUACUACGAAGACUACAUCAUAAGUGGCGAUGUCACCGGUACCGCCUUCAGUUUGACCAGACGGCGAGGAAUCGGAUGAGGGAGAAAGUGACAGCAUCCAUUAUAUUCAAGGAGAGGAAAGCUUCUUACUCGAAAAGCGUGUCCCAUCCGUUCCUCGGCGACUACGUGAGGCUGCGACAGAAUGGUCAAUGGAAAAAACUCGCGUCUGAAACCAACGACCAGUAUGUUGUGUUUGCUGAUAUUGUCAACAAGAUUACGAGGUCAGCUGGAAAGUUUGUGCCGAUCCUUCUGGCUCUCUCCACAAACUCCUUACUAAUCCUGGACCAAAGGACUCUGCAGGUGAAGUACAGGAUACCAGCCUUGGAGAUUCAAAGGAUAUCACUGUCACCUUUUCUUGACGACAUAGCAGUUCUUCAUGUCAAGCCCCCUUCACCUACGACUGACCUGGGCGGCUCUCAAAACUUGAACCCCGGCUGCCUCUUUGGGUCAGAUGAGGUCAAGAGGAAGGGUGACCUGGUUCUACAAACGGGUCACGUGAUUGAGGUUGUGACGAAGCUGUUUUUGGUGGUGCAAAACGCUACAGGAAAGCCACCUGAUGUUAACAUUUCCACAGAAUUCGACGCUAAUUUUGGCCAGCAUUCCGUUCUGUUUACCUUCAAGACGGCUGGCCUGGCGGAGGUGGUGCCCGGUCAGAUCAGGAUAAUGAGGAGACACAACAGGAUGGAGGUGGUGCUGUAGGUGGUGGUGGUGGUGGUGGUGGUGGUGGUAGUGGUGGUGAAUUAGUUGGUGACAGCAUUGCACAUUGGUUGUCUGUUUUUAUCUGUGUUAAUCUCUGUCAUAUUUGUGCAGUGUAAGAUAACAGAGAGAGAGAGAGAGAGAGAGAGAGAGAGAGAGAGAAGUAUUAGCCUGUUUUAUUAUAUUUUUCUCUUCCUCUUCCUCUUUUUCUUCUUCUUCUUCUUCUUCUU
Molecule: messenger RNA, 4555 nt
Organism: Portunus trituberculatus (swimming crab)
Lineage: Eukaryota; Metazoa; Arthropoda; Malacostraca; Decapoda; Portunidae
Gene: Myo95E
Product: unconventional myosin-Ia-like
Exons: 26
Coding region: 423-4328 (1301 amino acids)
Biological process (GO): actin filament organization; vesicle transport along actin filament
Cellular component (GO): vesicle; actin cytoskeleton; myosin complex
Molecular function (GO): actin filament binding; ATP binding; microfilament motor activity
Source: RefSeq, a predicted model, not a curated record